CCUUUACCCUCACUGGUGGUCCUCUUCCAUUAAUGCAUUGCUACCCCCCAUUCUUAUCCUGCACCCCUAUGUUAUUCUCUUCCCCUCUCCUUAUCCUGCGCAUCCCCUUCUCUUCCUUUCUCCACUCUCUGAGCAGCUGCAAUCCCAUCAUUGAACACCGAAUCACAGACGUCACAAGUAGAUACAUACAUAAACGCACACACUCACACACACAUAGAUGUCAGGUACAGGUGGGGUGGGGGAGGGGGUGGGGUGGAGCAGAGAAGAAGAAAAAGCAUUCGAAAAUGCAAUUGCCAUGCACUGGAGUGAUGACUGCACAGAGCAAAACUGGAGCAAGAUAGGGUGCAUGGUUCCGAGUAAAAGCAUUCAAGAACUGAAGCACCAUUUCGAAAUUCUUGUUGAAGAUGUGGCUGCCAUUGAAGCUGGAGAUGUCCCAUUGCCCAACUAUAGUGCUGCAGGAGCUGGAGAUGAGCGUGCCUCCAGCUCUUUGAUUUCCACUAAUAACCAUUACCAUGAAAAAGAUAGACCCUACAUGACUACUAACCCUAAUUUCUCAGGCGUGGGGACUAGUGACUCCGUCUCCGGACGUCAGGCAAGCAGGCGUCGGAAAGGACUUCCGUGGACGGAAGAGGAGCACAGGUUAUUUUUGCUUGGUUUAGACAAGUUUGGGAAAGGGGAUUGGAGAAGUAUCUCAAGAAACUUUGUUAUCUCUAGGACCCCAACACAAGUGGCAAGCCAUGCCCAAAAGUAUUUCAUUCGUUUAAACUCCAUGAAUAGAGACAGAAGAAGAUCUAGCAUUCAUGACAUUACUAGCGUCAAUGGAGAUGCAUCCGCGGCACAUUUACAGCCAAUAACUGGGCAACAGGUGCAUCCAUCGCCAUCUACUCCUACAAUGAAGCAUCAAAGACUAGACAUGCAUGGAAUAGGCAUAUAUGGUGGUGCACCCAUGGGGCAUCCAAUUGCUAUUCCCCCGGGCCGUCACAUUGCAUCUGCUGUUGGUACUCCUGUAAUGAUUCCUCCUGGACAUCAUCAUAAUCAUCAUCCUCCAUAUAUUCUUCCAGUUGCCUGUCCAAUGCCGCCGCCACCCCCACCGCCACCAUCCAUGCACCAAUAAUAAGAAAAAUUCAAAUUUCAAAAGUCCAACUUUUAGAGCCUAAUCUUAUGUCAUAACUGCCUAUGAAACCAAAGGUUGAUCAACUGCUAACAUUAAAGUUGGAGUAUGUAUAUAUAUUCAACAUCUCUUAGUCAUUCUUUUUAUAUGUAGAUAACAGUUCC
This is a messenger RNA of Sesamum indicum (sesame), 1275 nucleotides long. RefSeq names its product Duplicated homeodomain-like superfamily protein. Gene Ontology annotation, molecular function: DNA binding. NCBI's taxonomy places the organism in Eukaryota, Viridiplantae, Streptophyta, Magnoliopsida, Lamiales, Pedaliaceae. The record is from RefSeq and is a predicted model, not a curated record.